CCGGAAGUUCCGGUGGGUAGGGAAAAGAAUGUUUGUUUAAGAUGAAGACAGACUUACCAAAAGAUGGGAGAAUUAUUAAGAACACACAUCGACCAGCUUUGUAGCAGCAACAGUGAUUACAGAGUCUCUCUCAAUGUUCUCAUUAAAUAUGAGAUUCAGUGUUUGCUGGAGCGGUUAUCGCGGACGGGUGAGGAGGCUGUUGUCAUAACAACGAGUGAGGACCCUGGUUGCCCUGGAUACCUGGGGAGUGUAAAGGGAGAGAGGUUUAUACAAGAUAACAAGGAUCUCACACUACUACAUUCACAGCUUGUACAGUACUGCAGGGAUGAUGAACCUCUUAAGAUAGAAAGUUCUGAGAAUGCCGCAACGGAUGAUGUGCAACCAAUGGCUGUGGAGAAUGGUGAUGAUGAGAUGCCGAUUCUGCAAAGAGAGGCGACUCCGACGUCAUCUGACUCUGAAGACCCCAUGCCCCUACCACUGUCCAACCUUGCAGACCCUGACCAACCUGUACAGCCCCGACCUGCCAAGAGGCCUCGCAUUGGCCCGGCCUUUACGAAGAGGGAUGGCGGUAGAUACUUCGAAAAGGCGGUCACUAAUCUUGACCGAAAAAAUGCGCUCAAACAAGCAAAGUCUCCUGUGAAACCUGCAAAUGUGGCUGGUUCAGACUCUGAGAAUGCUCAAAGCAGUUCUAAGCCAGAGGCUGUGUGUAAAUUGAUGAUGCCAGAUGAUUCUAUAAAGAAGGAAGAGACAAUAUCGCCCAAGAUUAUCACCUUACAGAGGAUUGUAGAAAGUGAGCGGAGGCGCCGAUCUGUUGAGAGAUUGAUAAAGAAAGAGCCGCAGUCCCCUUCCUCCGGUGUUCCUAGUCCCUCACUAACUGUUGAAGAAAUUGCCAAAAACAUUAAGAAAGAACCAAUAUCUCUUGACGCCUCACCAGCUUUUGAAAGUUUGGUAGGUAGUAGUAAAGCACAGGAUGUGAAGACUACCCCGUCCGUGUCCAUGAAUGUGGCCUUACCACUUGCUCAAAUUCCUCAGCAUUCCCGCCCAAAGCUCAUACUUACUCUCCAAAAUGCCAAACCCACCAGUAAAGUUCAUGGUGUAGUUGACCUUAAUGCUAAUAGGAAAACAUCAUUGAUAACAUCUACUCCAAUUAUGAAAUUACAGUCCAGAGGAGUAGCGGGCACAAAGGCAAAGUCUCUUGUCCUGACGAUCACUACAUGUUACAUAUGCAGACAGGAGUUUUCUUCCUAUGAAUUGCUCAAAGCUCACAUUAAAACUCAUUCUGAGAAAGACAAACUGGAAGCUGAAGGUGUUAAGUCAGGGGGAAAUCAUGAAAAAGUGUCUUGUGGCCUCUGUGGUCUACAAUGUGCAAAAAAGGACAUGAAUGAACAUUUUAAAACUCAUGGUAUAGAACUCGACAUGGUCAAAGAGGACAGCGCGGCUGGUGAAGACAGUCUUAUGGGAAACGAAUCUAUUACCAAUGAAGAAGAUUUAUUCAAUUUGUCACAAGUACCUGUAGAUGAUAUGUCUGCAAGCAAUAGUCAAAUAUAUGCUGAUGAAAAUGAUGACAGCAAUGGAUUUAGCCAGCAGUUAAGCUCGGGAAAUAUAGCUUGUGGUGUCUGUAAUGCGGAAAUUGCCCCGGCAAAACUAGCGAACCAUGUUGAUAACCACAACAGAAAGGCAGAUAGACUUGACGUAGAUGACUUUUAUGAUACUGAAAACAGCGCUUGUGUUAAUGACGAAGGUAAACCUGUUAUGAACACUUCCGGAAUUCAAAUUGUGAAUAAAAUUUACAAGUGCAAGAAAUGCGCGUAUAAAACAGAUCGUGGCUCCAGAGUGAAAGAACACUGUAGAACUUGUUAUCACACGGAUUCGCUAUAUGGUUGUAAACUAUGUGGAAAGGCUUACAGAAUCAAAAGAAACAUGAUUCGCCACAUGAAAUCACACUCAGAAACAGAUGAAUGGUCAAUGACACCUGAUGGAGCUAGUGGGAGUAAGAAAUUCAGGUGUGAGAAAUGUUACUAUGAGACGUCACGUCCUUCAAGGUUCAAAGAGCACCUACAGCUGUGCGGAGUUACCAACGAGCAAUAUGAGUGCCCUGUUUGUGGCAAACAGUUUAAGGUCAGGCGAUACCUGAAUAAACAUAUGAAGCGUCACAUUUCUGGAGACCAGUACAUGUGCAUAAUUUGUAACUACAAAAAUCACACUCCGCAGGCUAUUAAAGAGCAUGUAUUUGCCUUACACAAGGAUGAAACCCAUGUACAGGGGAAAUUCUUCUGCAUGUAUUGCCACUCCCAGUUUCAGACUAACACAGAGGUCUUAAACCACCAAACCAGUGGCCUAUGUCCAAAAAGUGGGGUAGGAAGCACUAAAUGUCAAUUCUGCGAGAAGGAAUUCGCUGAUCAUGAAGCAGUUAAGAAUCACAUCAGCUCAGGGGCAUGUUUGAAGAUGAAGGAUGUUAAAGCUGAACCUACUUCAAGAGAUACUGACUGGGUAAUAAGCGCUCCAAACGGUACCACAGUGGAAGUGAAGAGAUCACCAAGAAUCCGUGCAAAACUUGCAGCGAAGUCUCAAGAUGGAGAAAGUGUGGUAAAAGCUGAAGAUAUUGAUGAUGAGGAUCACGAGAAUGACGAUGAUGAAGAGAAUGGUGAAGUGAACGAUUUUGUUACUCAAAAAAAGGUUGGCCAUGAAGAUGAUUUGGAAAAGCAAAAGAGUAGCGAUGUUGAGGAUGCAGCUGAAAAUGAUAUGCCAGAGGAAGGCUUGAGUAAAAUUGUAGGUGAUGAUGAGGGAGAGAACACUAUGGAAGGUGGGCAAGAAACUGGGGAUGCACUGGAGAAGGAUUCACAACAUAAAACUGGUAAAGCGGAAAUGGACUGUGAAUAGAUGUGUCACAUUGGGCCAAUUGUUCAGAACCUUAAGAGUUAACAAAGUUAUCAACGUCAUUGUUGUUAACUUUUAAAUCUUUACUUCUCUAGAUGUUUCAUGGACAAACUUGUCAUCUUCAGAACUUCUUACAAAUUUUGAGAUGUCUGGUUCGACUGUGCUGGUUUUAUUGAGUAUAUGAGCACAUCAUAAAAUAUAUUGCCUUUAAAAGUUUAUAAUGUUGUUUACUGUUACAAAAUUCAGAACAAUCAACCCAUAGCUGGCAUACAAUUGUAAGCUACUUCCGGUUGUUGACAGAAGAUGAGCAGCUGUAUAAACAGUCAAUAAUUUUGUUACUUUAAAUGUGCAUUUUGUAAUUGUAAAAAGAAACCUAUACAUUUAUGUACAUAUAAGUUAAAAACAGCAGCCUGUUGUAUAAAAACUGCCUCAUUCCUUGGUUUGGUUCAAGUUGGCCCAUUGAUUGGUCAGCAUUUAUCCAAUAAUUAUUGUUGACCAAUUAAAUUGCUUUAAUUUUCGAACUAGCCAAAAGAUGACCUGUGGAUAACUUAACCAGUUUUACACAAUUGGCUGCUGUUGUUGUUAAAAGUACCUUAGAACACUACAUCAUAUUCACAGAAAUGCUAUCGGUUAUAAUAUAAACCAAAUAUGCAAUUAUUCUCCCUUCAAAUAAAAAUUCUUCAGUAAAAUUUGUGCAUUGAUCCGUUGAUAUUUAUAAGAUGACACAAACUUGUAGAUUGUAUUUCACAACAAUUAAGUUGUGUCGGGAGAAUACAUAACAUAGACCUAUGAUGUACAUGCAGUGUUUUCACAAUUUAGAAUCUUAAAUUUUUUUGUCGCAAUGAGUUCAGGUUUGGAAAAUGAAAUGCUAGUGAAAACCUGAAGCUGUAUUGUAGAUAAUGUUCUCAUUUUAUUAAGGUUGUUUGAUGCUGUGUAUAUAUAAAAUGAAUUUUGUUAGUUGAUUGGUUGCAUUGAUAUCAUAAUUAUUGGGGGUUAGGGAUUUUGUUAUCAUUUUGAAUUAGGUUUGGAUGUGUUUAAAUGUAUAAUAACUAUAUGGGAUCAUGUGAUGUGUCUCCAAUAUGGUCAAUCUUGCAUCUGCUUAGGCCAAAAAGAUGUUUUUGUAUGGAUAGGGUUAUAUCUUGUCCAAAAACAGGUGUGGUAAGAAGGCUUUUUUUAUUAGGGUUUAUGUAAGAACAUAAUUGACAUCAUUGGGGAAUGGCGUUAAAGUUAUCUUCAGUAUUAAGUUUAUAAAACUACAUAUAUACACACCAACCCCAAAAAAGCAAUAUGGUCGGCGCCUUUUUCAUAGGAUGGGUUAACCCAAAGUAUUUUUAGGCCUAAUUGAUAAAAAGGGAUUUGAUCUAGGGGUUAUAGUCACUUAUUUCACCUGAAUAUGUAGGAUGAUGAAGCCCAGUGUUCGGCCAAGGUAACGGUCUGAUAAUAAGAGUAAACAUAGAAGAGAAUCAUGGCGCAAUUUUUCAAUCUAUCCUACGAUAUAUUCUUUGUGAAUUUUGGAUGCCUGGUGGUACUAUUUUUGUAACUAGGGAAAUGGUUUUGUGUGCAUGAAAAUGUAAAAUAUUAGAGCAAAAAGGGUUUUUCGACAUUCAAAGAUUGUAAGAUAGGUAAUUUCGGUAAGAUAGGUGUUUUCAUGUUUGAUUUCAGUUUGAAUAAAGAGCAAAUUUACAACCUGUAAUAACUUGAUUUUCUAUAUAAGUAAUCAAAUACCUUUCACAUGGUACCAAAAUAAUGUGGGGUCAUCAGGCAUAUCAAUUUAACAUAAAGGUUACUGGAACUAUAAGAUAUCUAGCUCAUAUUUUUGUAGGCCAGAUUUUUUGAGUUCCCCAUAACUAGAUCAAGUUCAGCACAUUAUUUUAUUUUUAUAUGCCGUUCAUAGACCGGGACUUACCGGUAUUGUGGUUUCACCUUUGGCGGACAGGCAGGUGGACGUUACUUCUUAGCUUGUCUUAUAGCCUAUGCAUCAUUGUCUUUGAUUUUUUUUGCUUUUACAUAAGCCAUAAAUACAAAAAAAUAACGUUUUAAGAUAUUCAAAUGAUUCCAAAUACACAUGUUGCAGAGCCUUCACACAAUCAUGGACAAAAUUUCUGGCAUAAAAGAUGUUAAGUUAUUCUGCUUUUUCGACUGAAAGGCAACAGAAAAGCAGUGACGUAUGCUCAGAAUAUUCAUGUUCUCUCUUCAUUAUGAUCAUACAUGUUUUUGCGUGUUUUCCAUUGUGUAAACAGUGUAAAUAAUAAUAUGUACAAUUAGACAGAAAUUGCUUAGUGCCAUUUAGAAUAACUAGAAUGUACAUACAUGAUAGUUUUAGAUUUUUUGAAUAUGUAAUUUUUGGACCAAAAUUGUUAUUUUACAUUAACUAUAAUGUGCUGAUUGUAUUUCUGAAACAUUGACAAGCUAAUUUUGUGUCCAUUCCCAGAAUGUCCCAGUGAGCUAACCUUUAUAAGAUUGUUUUGAAGUUAAGUUCGAUGCAAAGUGUGAUUUACAUAUAUUUUUUAAGGGUAUAGUUAUAUUAAUAUUGUCACAUGUAAGUAAAUCCACAUCUUUGUGUCCCCUGCAACAUGGCAGAAACAGGGAUUACUUUGUCAUGUGUUGGCGGCAACAGGCUGUUGUAUGACAACUUUUGAAUGACUUGCUGAUGUCUUCAAAGUUGGUAUGCACAUUGGUCAUGGCCAGUAUAUAACCCAUGUUGAUUUGGGUUAGUAGGUCAAAUAUCAAGGUAAUCUUCAAGCAGAUGAGAUGCGACACAUUUGUUUUAGAAAUGAUGUAAGAACAGUACAGUAAACAAUGCUGAAGUGUUCAUACAUUUUAUAACAGUUCUACUAAAUUGUUCAUAAUUUUAAUUAUCCAAAAUACCUGCCAGUAGUUGGCGGUCUUUAAUGUCUUGGGUAUUUGUUAAUACUUAAUUAAAGCUAAUACAUAAUAUUACAUUAAUGUGCUUAAAUGUAUACCCAUGCUUUGUUUUGUGCAUAAAAUUGCUUCAUGAAAGCUGUGCCUUUGAAAUGUUUGUGAUAUUUUUAUCUAUGUUAACUAUUUACUAAAUUCUUAAAUUUUAUGUUGGUGGGUAUGAAGAAAGGUUGAAUUAUCCUCUAUCACUUGAACUUAUAGUUUAAGCCUGUGAGUGUACAUGUGCAACUAGUAGGUAUGAAGCAUAAUAUGGAAUAAGGGCAAUUAUUGUUUGAUAACAAGUUCAAGUUUGUUCACAUAUAAAGGAGCUUUAGUUGAUUAUCUAUGUUAAACACAAGAAAUGAAAUUGUAAAUUUUAAGGUUCUGAUUUUUAGCUGGUAUGUUUUCCGAAGAAAAAGUAUAUUUUUUAACCUUGUUGUCAACGGCCUAGUGCAAAAGCUUGAACCCUUGCCUCAAUCCAAAACCCUUUAGAGCUGCACUCUCACAGAUUGACCAUUUUAACAACUUUUUUAUUUUUUGUCUUUGAAAGAGCAAUUUUUUACAUAAAUAUCUGCAAACCAAUGAUAUAAGAUUGCUGACAAAAAAUCAGAUCAUAGAUUUUCAUAUUUCCGUUAGAAAAUUAAUGUUUUAUGGCUUAAACCGUUUCUAACGGGUAAAGAAAAAUGCAUCAAACAUGAAUUUUUGAACUUGACUAUAAAAAUCUGUGAUCUUAUAUAACUGGUUUCCAUGGAUUUUCGCAAAAAUUGGCUCGUUCCAAGACAAAAAAAAUAUAAAAAAGGUGUCAAAAUCUUCAAUCUGUGAGAUUGCAGCUUUAAGAUAUUCGUAUGAAACUUUAUGUCAGAGACAAUAUACUCAUUUACAGCAAGGCCCAUAACUCUGGCUAUAAUAAUUGUCCCAUGUUUGACUGAAAAAACAACACGCAAGCGUUGGCUUUUGCUCUGCUGAGCUUUGGUUUAUAGUUUGCGGUCAGUCCUCGAUUGUAGAGAUUACACACUGUUAUCAGGGGAAAUGAGAAAACACAAUUAUCUCACAUAAAUAAUUCCAUUUUUACUUGCAUGCAGAAGUAAGGGUCAAGGACGAAACAUGGUAAGGGUCAGGGACAAAGCAUGGUAAGGGUCAAGGACGAAGCAGAGCUUGUUAUAUUUUUACAUCUUUGUCUUUAUAGUGUAAAAUUACUUGUAUCACCAUUGACGUCCUGUAUAUAUGUUUGAAAAUUUUUAAUCUUCAAAAUUUGUGUUUCAUAACAAUGCAUUCAUUAUUCACAAACUUAAAUUUUAUUGAAGACGGUUCCAUGAAUGAAAUUUUCCAGUUGAUUGUUGUUUCUAUGCAGAUUUAAUAAACUAUUUUUAUCAG
Molecule: messenger RNA, 7149 nt
Organism: Mya arenaria
Lineage: Eukaryota; Metazoa; Mollusca; Bivalvia; Myida; Myidae
Product: protein suppressor of hairy wing-like
Exons: 6
Coding region: 64-2880 (938 amino acids)
Source: RefSeq, a predicted model, not a curated record